Messenger RNA from Emericellopsis atlantica, 1966 nucleotides. Its product is annotated as putative GPI anchored protein. NCBI's taxonomy places the organism in Eukaryota, Fungi, Ascomycota, Sordariomycetes, Hypocreales, Bionectriaceae. The coding region runs from base 178 to 1737 and encodes 519 amino acids. The record is from RefSeq and is a predicted model, not a curated record. The transcript has 4 exons.
ACCCCAACCACGAGCCCUUUCUGGGGUAGCGUGUGGAGAGAAGAAACAAGCCUCCGGCAUUUCACGAGGUCCGGCAUCCUUUUGAUUGGCGUAUAAGUAGGCUUGGGGCGACCAGAGGCCAAUGCAAAACCCAACCAUCACCGUUUCUACUUCUCAAGGUCCACGACAAUUCCUACCAUGAAGUCCUUGUUUCUCCUCCCGCUAGCGCUGGGGGCAGCCUCGUCUGCUAAGCCCAAGCCUCCCAAGGACCAAUGUCGGUGGGCCCAAGACUGGACACAAGAUCAGAUCCUGGCGGACACAGACGGGUUCACGACCCAGAUGCUUCACUGGGAGGGUAAAUUCCACCAGCCUGAUGUUGCCUACAAUGGCGGCAAUGGAGUGUCCUAUGACGGUUCCAUCUUGGAUUGGCACUCUGGUGAGGCCAUCUCUACGAAGCCGUUCAGCGCGGCAAGCAAGGAGGCCCUCCAGAUCAUGCUGUAUGCGCGCGCGGUCGAGGGAUCGCAUGAUGCGGCCCAGUUCUUGAGCUCUCGUCACCCCAAGAAGGCCCCCAAGAUUGCCUUUGAUAUCAUGGAAAAGAAGCUUGAGACAUACCUCAAGUUCAACGAGACGCAUCCUGGGUUUGGCGGCGCCCUCCCAUGGUUCAAAGCCGACAUCCAAGAUAUUGUACCUCAGCCCGACUGGGUCAAUCGGGUACCAGCGUUGGACAACGGCGAGCUUUGGUGGGCCGUGUACGCUUGGAUCCAAGCGCUCGAGAAGACGAACAAGAAGGAGUACGCAAAACAGGCCGAGCGCUGGCAGGAGUGGCUCGACUUCCUUACUCCCAACAUGCUGGACAUCUUUUACCGAGACAGUGGAUCGAUUUGCGCUGUCACCACGAUCGGCGACCAGUUCCUGCCGGUCAACCACCCUAAUCAAACCUACGAAUGCGAGGGCGAAGGCAGGCUCAACGACCCUUACGAGGGAGAGCUCGUGGCCUUUUUCUUCCAUCUUUUCGGCGACCUCCCUCAAUCCGAGAAGGAUGCCCUGUGGGAAGUCAAGAGGCCCCAGCUCGUCAAAGAUGAGUAUCAUCAGGGCAACGUCGGUCCCGUCACUGUCGAGAGGGGAUACUGGUUCUCUGGCCACGAACCAUGGAAGGUCCUCGAGCUUCCCUAUUACGACGUCGACAUCAUCAGGCGCCUGUAUCACAACCAUGAGCGCGUCCGCACGUGCAACUCGGUUGUCACCAAGAACCCGGGUCUGCUCGCCUCUGUCAACAACAUCACCGAUUCCGAGACCAACGAGGUUCUCGGGUACAUUUCACCAGCCGGUAUCCCCUCGAUUGCGAACCAGACAGAGCAGUAUCUUGAAGUCGUGACGCCCUAUGCUUCCUGGCCCAUCAUCAUGUUUGACAGGGCCGUCGGCCUCGCGUGGUGGCAUAACAUGGUCUCUGGGAAGAAGAUGCAAAACCAGUACGGCAGCACAGAAUCCACUCGCAUCGACGGAGAGGGUGUCUCUGGGAUCUUGACAUGGGACAGCAAAGUGCUCACCGUCGUGUCCAUUCUUGGUGGCGUUCAGGACCUUGUGCGCGACAAGCUGAAGCAGGAUGGCAUUUACGACGAGUUCAUCCGCAUUGCAGAGCGCGAGUACUCGAUGGUCUUUGGCGAUGAACUGGAGGGCGAGGAUGUUGAAUUGUGUUUGCCAUCCGUGCCAAUCACAGAUGCUGGGCUGGACGACUUUACGUCAUGUGCCCGAAAGUGAGUAGACACUGGCGCAAGGUUUGUGUCAGGGGGUUGUUGGCUGUUUCCAAUGGAACAUCCCCGUAGAUUAAGUUUUCAUGACAACAAAGUCUUCGCAUUACGACAGAUUCCCGCUUGACAGCUUGUUCGGGCGCUCAAACCUGAAGAUGUUUCACGUUUAGGCGCCUCAGCACACUCGACAAGAGCAUGACUUGUACGGUUGCCGCAUGUUUAUUGAACAUGCUUUGUAA